This is a messenger RNA of Acipenser ruthenus (sterlet), 2346 nucleotides long. Its product is annotated as trehalase-like. NCBI's taxonomy places the organism in Eukaryota, Metazoa, Chordata, Actinopteri, Acipenseriformes, Acipenseridae. The coding region runs from base 256 to 1995 and encodes 579 amino acids. Gene Ontology annotation, molecular function: alpha,alpha-trehalase activity. Gene Ontology annotation, biological process: trehalose catabolic process. The record is from RefSeq and is a predicted model, not a curated record. The transcript is spliced from 15 exons.
CAGAUGACAAGACCGCUCUGUUGAGAGGAGCUCGACAUGCAGUAACCGAAACGAAUGCCAGGCCGUGUUUAUCUGUGCAAACCACAUGAGCAACACAGACUCCUAUUGGUUGUGUUGCGUCUCGUUAUUGUUUUUGCCACCCUAUUUAAUAGCUCGGAGACCUUGGUGGUUUAACCCAAGAUAAAGCAAUACAGCUGCGUGUCUGCUUGCAGUGACCGUGUGAGUCCUCGCUCUCUGUGUGUGUGUGCGCGCAGUAUGGCUGUGUUUCAGAUCUGGAUACCUGUCCUGCUGCCCCUGCUAUUGGAGACCACAUGUGCGCUCCCUCCACCUUGCCACAGUCCCAUCUACUGCAGUGGAGCCCUCCUGAAGCAGGUCCAGCUGGCCAAGCUGUUUGAUGAUGACAAGCACUUUGUGGAUAUGAAGUUAAAGGAGCCUCCGGAGAAGGUGCUUUCCGCUUUUCACAACCUGACGUCGGGGGCCCCUGGGGGGAAACCCAGUGUGGCCCAGCUCCGAGAGUUCCUCGACUCCUUCUUCGAGGCCCCCGGGCAGGAGUUUGAACCCUGGACCCCGGCAGACUGGCACAGUGGGCCCCUGUUCCUGGAGAGAAUCUCGGACCCGAGUCUACGCAGCUGGGCGGCUGAACUGCACGCUCUCUGGAAAUCCCUGGGGAGGAAGGUGCGUGCUGAUGUGAAGAAUCACCCAGAGCUCUACUCCCAAAUCUACACCCCUAACCCCAUCAUCGUCCCGGGAGGGCGCUUCAGGGAGCUCUACUAUUGGGAUUCGUACUGGGUGAUCAACGGCCUGCUGCUGUCGGAGAUGAAGGACACGGCCAGAGGGAUGAUCGAUAACUUCUUUCACCUGGUCCGCAGGUACGGCUUCAUCCCAAACGGUGGGCGUGUUUAUUAUGAGCAGCGGAGCCAGCCCCCCUUCCUCACCCUCAUGGUGGAGAGUUACUACCAGUCCACUCUGGACAAGGAGUUCCUCAGAGGUGCCGUGGACCUGUUGGAGCAGGAGUACUUGUUCUGGAUGAGAAACCGCUCCGUGUCCAUUGAGAUCCAGGGCGCCCUGCACACUCUGAACCAGUACAGCGUGCAGGCAGGGGAGCCCAGACCUGAAUCGUACUCGGACGACUGGGAGCUGGCUGAAGGUUUGACCGAAGCUGGGAAGCAGGCCAUGUGGGCGGAGCUGCAGUCGGGGGCGGAGUCAGGCUGGGAUUUCUCAUCCCGCUGGUUCAUCGACGGCGAGGGACAGAACCGGGGGACGCUGCGGGACACCAGGACGAGACUCAUUGUCCCCGUCGACCUCAACACGCUGCUGUGCCGCAACGAGAGGACCAUCGCCUCCUUCCACCGCACGCUGGGUAACCUCGAGAUGGCUGAGCAGUUUGAGCUGGCUCUGGAAAACCGAGUGAAGGCGGUGAGAGCCGUGUUCUGGGACGAGUCGCUGGGCGCCUGGUUCGACUACAGCCUGCAAACCAACUCUUCUCACCAGGCCUUCUACCCCUCCAACCUGGCUCCACUGUGGGCUCAGUGCUUCUCAGAGCCCAGCGCGGGGGAGAGAGCACUCCGGUACCUGCAGGACAGUGGGAUGCUGGGGUACCGCAAUGGCGUCCCCACGUCCCAGAUGGAGAGCGGAGAGCAGUGGGACUACCCCAACGCCUGGCCCCCCCUGCAGCUCAUGAUCAUCGAAGGGCUGAUGAAGCUGAGCUCGGAGAAAGCAGAGCAGGUGACCUUUGACCUCGCGCAGAAAUGGAUCCGAACCAACUGGGCGGCUUACCAGCGAGACAAAGCCAUGUUUGAAAAGUACGAUGUGAAUGGAGACGGGAAGCCAGGAGGAGGUGGAGAGUAUGAUGUUCAGCUGGGGUUCGGCUGGACGAAUGGGGUGGCCCUGCAGCUCCUGAAUCAGUUUGGGGGGCAGCUGACAUCAGGAUGCCCUCCACUGCACACCUGCCUCUUGGUGUGGCUCGUUAGCGCCGCCCUGGUGUUCUUCAUGUGAACUGCAGCCGCUCCAAGGACCACACUGCACCUUUCCGCUGAUAGAAAAUAGCCGGUGCUGAAGACUGCGUUUGCUGUCACCUCAGUGGGAAUAUCCAGGCGAAACAUUUGAGUUUUGAGAUGUACAGAUUUUUACUAUGAUCAGAUAAGCCAUCAAUGAAUCACAAACCCGAGGGUCUUGAAUUGCAGUUUUACUGCACUGUAAGAAGAGCCUGAUUUUAACUGAACUAUCUCGAUAAUUGAAAUAUAGUAUUACCUUUUCUGAUUAAGCCAAUAGUUAGCCACUAAGUGAAAACUCUGUGUUGAAUAAAAUGAAAGAAAAUGUGAAUCACAAAUAAAAAGUUACGCAAUG